AUGAUGCGCAUACAAACAGAAAAUGAGCAUGUUUAUGCCUCUAUUUCGCCUGUAAAUAGCGAAUCUUCAUCAAUACUUAACCGUAGACACGAUUAUUCUAAUGCCACACAUACUCUUUAUAAUACUAUUUUUUCUAAUACUACAGAAAUAAAUCACGAUGCUACUCAAGUUUGGUCAGUCACUACAGCAAAAUCUGAAUUAAGCACUACAAUUGAGCCUAAAAUAAAUGUGCCAUCUGCUUCUACUGAUUCUAUGGAAUAUUCGACACGUGCUGUAAUGCCAUCUUUCAUUAUCAGUGCAAUUUCUGUACUUUUUGACUGGCGUGUUAUGACUAUUAUAAUUGCCAGCCUGUGGAUUGCACUUUGUUUUAGUGUAUAUAUUCUUUUUCGACUAAGAAAACAGGUUCAACAAGAAAUAUAUAUGGUGGAAAAAAAUGACUCUGAAGAUACACUUAAUAUUUAUAAAACUUUUUGGAGAAAUCAUCGAGAAUCACGGCUUUCUAAUCAACAUGCUGGAAACCAACAUUUUUUCAAUCCAUGA
Messenger RNA from Pneumocystis jirovecii RU7, 540 nucleotides. RefSeq lists its product as uncharacterized. NCBI's taxonomy places the organism in Eukaryota, Fungi, Ascomycota, Pneumocystomycetes, Pneumocystales, Pneumocystaceae. The record is from RefSeq and is a predicted model, not a curated record. The coding region runs from base 1 to 540 and encodes 179 amino acids. The transcript has a single exon.